Messenger RNA from Pseudogymnoascus destructans, 879 nucleotides. RefSeq lists its product as uncharacterized. Gene Ontology annotation, cellular component: GARP complex; membrane; EARP complex. The transcript has 2 exons. Bases 1 to 879 code for a protein of 292 amino acids. NCBI's taxonomy places the organism in Eukaryota, Fungi, Ascomycota, Leotiomycetes, Thelebolales, Thelebolaceae. Gene Ontology annotation, biological process: Golgi vesicle transport; retrograde transport, endosome to Golgi; Golgi organization. The record is from RefSeq and is a predicted model, not a curated record.
AUGUCGACUAUUGCCUGCCCCCGCGAAUCCUCUCUCCCCCGCCGUCAAAUACCUCAGAUUCAUACCCCGACUGGCUCUUCGCGCGCCAGCAUUGACAGUCCCUGGAUCGGUAGCUCAUCCCCCAAUCGGGGCCCAGCACCACGGCGGAACCGCGCGGCCCUACGGGAAUACUAUAAUAUUAAAUCUGCGGAGGCUGAAUCAGGGAAAGGGGAUAUCGACGAUGCUAGCAGUGAAUACUCGAUUAAUGACCAGAGUGAUGUCCAAGAGAGCGAGAUGGACCAGGAGGGGUUUGAUGGGGAGGUGUAUGUGAAGAGGGUGCUGGAGACACAAAAUUUACAGGAGCUGUUGAGGACAUAUAAUGGUGUGCUGACAGACAUCAGAGCUUUGGACGCAGAGAAGAAGGCGCUUGUUUAUGACAAUUACUCGAAACUCAUUGCCGCUACUGAGACUAUAAGGAAGAUGAGGGCUAAUAUGGAUCCAUUAAAUCCGAUGGCCUCGACGCUGGACCCCGCAAUUGCACAGAUAUAUGAGAGGGCGAAUGCUGCCAAGGCUGAUCUGAGGGCUUCAAUGACUUUAACCCAGCAUGCCGAGGCAGAGAUGAGCGAAGAGGAUAGGGAGAAGGCGGUGAAGAAGAGGAAGGCAAAAGAUGCGGUUAGGAAGGUGCUUGAUACCCCUGAGAGAUUACGAACUUUGGUAGCGGAUGGCAACGAAGAAGAUGCGAGAAACGUGUGGGAGCCAGUCCUCAGAGUUCUAGAGAACUGGAAAGAACAAGGCAAAGGCGGAAUGGAUGUGCAGGAUUGCAUAGAUGACGGCGAAGCGGCAUUACGUGGGGAGCCCCCGAACGAGCGAAGUUGGGUCAAUAUAAAGGCAAAAAGAUAA